Emys orbicularis (European pond turtle) is the source of this 1128-nucleotide messenger RNA. It is a transcript of the gene RHBDL1, whose product is annotated as rhomboid like 1. Gene Ontology annotation, molecular function: serine-type endopeptidase activity. Bases 1 to 1128 code for a protein of 375 amino acids. The transcript has 8 exons. The record is from RefSeq and is a predicted model, not a curated record. Gene Ontology annotation, cellular component: membrane. Lineage: Eukaryota; Metazoa; Chordata; Testudines; Emydidae.
AUGGAUAGGAGCUCCUUGCUGCAGCUCAUCCAGGAGCAGCUUGAUCCAGACAACACCGGUUUCAUUGGCGUAGAGACCUUCGCCAGCCUGGUGCACAGCCAUGAGCUGCCCCUGGAUCCUGCCAAGCUGGAGAUGCUGGUGGCUCUGGCCCAGAGCAACGAUGAAGGGCAGAUCUGCUAUCAGGAGCUGGUAGACCUGGUCAGUAACAUUAGCAGUAAACGUUCCAGUAGCUUCAAACGAGCCAUUGCCAAUGGGCAGAGGGCACUGCCCCGGGAUGUGCUGCUGGACGAGACUGGCCUGGGCUUCUACAAGCGCUUUGUCCGCUACGUGGCCUAUGAGAUCCUGCCCUGCGAGAUGGACCGGCGCUGGUACUUCUAUCAGCACCGCACCUGCCCUCCGCCCAUUUUCAUGGCAGCCGUCACUCUGACCCAGAUCAUCGUGUUCCUCUGCUACGGGGCCCGGCUGAACCGGUGGGUCCUGCAGACCUACCACCCAGAGUACAUGAAGAGCCCACUGGUGUACCACCCGGGGCACCGAGCCCGGGCCUGGAGAUUCUUCACCUACAUGUUCAUGCACGUUGGGCUGGAACAGCUGGGAUUCAAUGCCCUCCUUCAGCUGAUGAUUGGGGUCCCCCUGGAGAUGGUCCAUGGCAUCUUACGCAUCAGCUUCCUCUACCUGGCGGGAGUGCUGGCAGGCUCCCUGACUGUCUCCAUCACAGACAUGAGGGCCCCUCUGGUCGGAGGCUCGGGGGGUGUCUAUGCCCUCUGCUCCGCUCACCUGGCCAACGUUGUCAUGAACUGGGCGGGGAUGCGUUGCCCAUACAAGCUGCUCCGGAUGGUCCUGGCUCUGGUGUGCAUGAGCUCUGAGGUGGGCCGUGCCGUUUGGCUCCGUUUCUCUCCGCCCCUGGCAGCCUCUGGCCCCCAGCCCAGCUUCAUGGCCCAUCUGGCAGGCGCCAUCGUGGGCAUCAGCAUGGGGCUGACCAUCCUGCGCAGCUAUGAGGAGAACCUGCAGGACCAGUGUGUCUGGUGGGUGGUGCUGCUCUCCUACGCCACCUUCCUCGUCUUCGCUGUCUUCUGGAACAUAUUCGCUUAUGACCUGUUGGGGACACAGAUCCCUCCUCCACCGUAG